Messenger RNA from Megachile rotundata (alfalfa leafcutting bee), 2769 nucleotides. RefSeq names its product cdc42 homolog. Gene Ontology annotation, biological process: small GTPase-mediated signal transduction. The record is from RefSeq and is a predicted model, not a curated record. NCBI's taxonomy places the organism in Eukaryota, Metazoa, Arthropoda, Insecta, Hymenoptera, Megachilidae. Gene Ontology annotation, molecular function: GTPase activity; GTP binding.
GUUUCAGUUAAAUUUCGUGUAUUUCGUUACUCGUUAUAUUGCACUUUUCAACGCGUUCACUCAUAGAAGAUACUACUGGACCUAUUUAUCUAUACAUACGAACGAUACUAUUUCAAACGUGAAAUUGACAUAUUUGAUAAAAUAUCAAAAAUGGCGAUCCGAAAAACAAUAAUUUCAAAGCAAAUCUGUGUAUAAUUGUAUCAACUUUUUGACAGCUAACAAACGUGUCUUUCGUCUCUUGCAUGGAAAAUCUUUUUCUCUGUUUCUUUCUUGCCAGUUUGAAAAAUCCAAACACGUUCGAACCUAUCGUCGACACAUUCUGAACUGUGUUUUGUCUUAUUGAAAGAAUAGACGACAGAACGUUACGGGACAUACAUAAUUGGACGUGACGGGAUGCAAUGGAACGUGACGGGAUGCGGUAGAAUUUGGUUAAGAUUGUACUAGAUUCUACUGUGUUAGGCUACGUUAUGCCAAAAUAGACAAUGUUAGAUCACGCUAUAUAGAUCAAACGCGAUGGAAUAAAACGAGUCAACGCGUUAAAUAUAUGUAUAUGUGUAUAUGCAUAUUUAUAUCUUUUUAAUAAAGAUCCAUAGAGCGGGAGUAAAAUGCAAACGAUCAAGUGUGUCGUAGUUGGAGACGGAGCAGUAGGUAAAACUUGUCUACUGAUUUCGUACACCACCAACAAGUUUCCUUCGGAAUAUGUUCCAACUGUAUUUGAUAACUACGCGGUCACUGUCAUGAUCGGCGGUGAACCAUAUACUUUGGGAUUAUUUGACACAGCUGGCCAGGAAGAUUAUGAUCGAUUACGUCCCUUAAGUUAUCCCCAAACAGAUGUGUUUCUUGUCUGCUUCUCUGUUGUGUCACCAUCGUCCUUUGAAAAUGUUAAGGAGAAGUGGGUUCCAGAAAUAACUCAUCAUUGUCAAAAAACCCCAUUCUUGUUAGUCGGAACCCAAAUAGAUUUACGAGACGAUGCCGCGACAAUCGAGAAGCUCGCGAAAAAUAAACAAAAGCCUAUAUCGGCUGAGCAAGGUGAAAAACUAGCCAAAGAGCUUAAGGCGGUAAAAUAUGUCGAAUGCAGUGCUCUUACACAGAAAGGUUUAAAAAACGUGUUCGACGAAGCGAUUUUAGCAGCUUUAGAGCCUCCAGAGCCAGUCAGAAGAAGACGAUGUAUCGUUUUGUAGAACGUAACUAACCGUAACUAACAUCCUUUUUAAGAUCUACUAGCGAUGUUCGGUCGAGGACCGAGUGAGUUCCAUCGUACGGUGCAUGCAAGAAUAUAUAGUUCCGAUAUCUAAACAUCGGUAUCAUCUGCCUUUCGUUUUUUACUCGUUCGAUAGCUGCUCGCGAUUCGAAUGAACAAGUUUACAAGAUAAAAAAGAAACAAGGCAUUUUAUGAGCAAGAAAAGUGCGUAUACGUACAUGUACAUGUAAGUAUAUAUACGCACGUGUACGCGUCAGUGCGUGUAUAUGCACAUUCAUGCGCACGUGUCGUCUGCAUGCAUGUAUAUGUAUAUAUAUACAUGUUAUAUAUAUGUGUACUAUAAAUGCAUAUAUACAUAUGUACAUAUACAUUUCGUUGGCUCGAGAUGUACGAUAUGUAUAUAUGUAUGUGUGUACAUAUAUAUCUCUCUUAUUGUCGAUCAAUUUGUUACGAGAGAAGAAAAGGAAAAGGUGACAGGUAGUAUUUGCCUGAACCGAUUCACGGUAGCGAGCAUCGAUAUUUUGACGAUCGCACGGGAGAAACGUCGUCUCUUUAUGGAGAUAAUUGUGACCAUCCAUGUACGAACUUCGUAUAAAACACUUGUAAAACAUUCUUCUACUUAACAUGUAAGACGUUUUUAUUGAUAAAUUAGUAGUGUGAAUUUUUUAAUAAAUCAGUUUAAAAAAGUAAUAAAGUCAAUUUGAAACAAUGAAUUUUUUUUAAUAAAAGGAAAUAUAAUUCGAAUCGGUAUAUUUCUUCUUUUAUCUAAAAAUCUUGAUAUUUUCCCGCACUCUUUUUUGAAACCCACUUUACGACGUCGGUCCAAACUUGUCGCCGAUUCAAUACGCAUGCCCGAGUUUAAGCAACAGGCGUUUUCAACCGGGCAACUAUCCAAGGAGAAAAUAUCGAAAUUUUGCCAUAUACGUAUACGCUUUAACCGUAUGAAAAUUUCAUUUCUAACCGACUUAUUUUAAUGGUUUAACAAUAAUAAUGUAAUCGGUACAUUUAAAAUGAUGAACAUCAAUGUGUGAUUAAAACUUUAUUUAUAUACACUUUUUCACGAUAUUAUGGAAUAAUCAAGUAUGCUAUAGUACAUGUAAAACUUGUUUCUAAACUUGGCCAUUUAUCGUAAAAGUUUGGUAUCUAACUUUGGAAUAAAAGUGAUUACAUUCGAAUAUCGCUUUCGACAUCGAACGUUUGUAUAUUUUCUACUAUUCUUUAAUACGUCGAUACUGUUUUCUUCCUAUUAGAUCGCUACAGUACUGGAUGCGAUACACUUCCAUUACACGCGUACUUGAUGCGCGCAUACUUAAAAAUCGUUUAUCAAUUUUUUCAAUGAAAUCAAAUUUAUCUCUUGCGCUUUGUAUUUUUCUGUACGACAAAUUUCACUUACAAUAUCCACCAAAACAAUAACAAGAUUCAUAAUAAUAAUAUCACGAAUAACAUAACAUGUCCUGAAGUACGCUUUAUACGUGUGUACGUGUGUAUGCACUUUUUGCAUUUUAUAUAUAGGCAGGACGAAAUAAUAUCAGCUACUUUAUACGAGUAAUAAAUGUUUUUUUAAGUGA